Castor canadensis (American beaver) is the source of this 1782-nucleotide messenger RNA. It is a transcript of the gene Glipr2, whose product is annotated as GLI pathogenesis related 2. Lineage: Eukaryota; Metazoa; Chordata; Mammalia; Rodentia; Castoridae. The record is from RefSeq and is a predicted model, not a curated record. Gene Ontology annotation, cellular component: extracellular region.
UGGGGAGGGUCACCGAGCGCAGGGCAGCGCAGCUGCAGCGGGAGCCGAGCAGAGCACAGAGCCGGCCAUGGGCAAGUCAGCUUCCAAACAGUUUAAUAAUGAGGUCCUGAAGGCCCACAAUGAGUACCGGCAGCAGCACGGCGUUCCCCCACUGAAGCUCUGCAAGAAGCUCAACCAAGAGGCUCAGCAGUAUUCCGAGGCCCUGGCCAGCACGAGGAUCCUUAAGCACAGCCCAGAGUCCAGUCGAGGCCAGUGUGGGGAGAACCUGGCAUGGGCAUCCUACGAUCAGACAGGAAAGGAGGUGGCAGAUAGAUGGUACAGUGAGAUCAAGAACUACAACUUCCAGCAGCCUGGCUUCACCUCAGGAACCGGACACUUCACAGCCAUGGUGUGGAAGAACACAAAGAAGAUGGGAGUGGGGAAGGCAUCUGCAAGUGAUGGGUCCUCCUUUGUGGUGGCCAGAUACUUCCCAGCAGGGAAUGUUGUCAACCAGGGCUUCUUUGAAGAAAAUGUCCUGCCUCCAAAGAAGUAACUUGUCAAAUGUCAUGGGAAAGCGGGAGACUUAAGAAUGUGGGUAUGAAGUGCCUAAAACAAUGAAAACCCAGCUGCAUGUCUAUCCCUGGGGUGUGUGUGCUUGUGUGUGCCAUGCAGGUGAACAUCUUCUGGGCACACACUUGGAUAUACAGCUCUGUGUGAGCUCAUCUUAUUAGAGGAAUGAGUGUCUGAAACAUUUACCCAAUGGUUACCCACACAAUUAUUUGAAUUUAGGGGUGGGGGGGAUCAAUUUUUUUUUUGUUAUUUUUUAAGCAAACUUCUUUUGUACCUUUCUUACUUCUAAUACCUAUCCUUAGACAUUUUGUAUUCCAAAUAUUUGUGAUGCUGAGAAGUGAAGGUCCUUUAUGUGGCCUUCAUGCAUUGUAAUCUACUUUUGGUAGAUAUUUAAGAGUAUUAAACCUUCAUUUCAAUGGGACACAAAGCAGCCUGUGUUGGAAACAAGGGGCAGCCAGAGUCACUUCACAGAACCAUGGACAUUCUCAAUGGAAGACAUGAUGUCAUUCAGCAUGUCUCCUGGGGUUCUCUUAUGGAAUUGCCAAAGAACAAAUGGAGAACAAACACUUCCUUACAUUUUUAAACCAUUAAAUAGCAAACUUCCACCACCACCACUACACCUCUUAUCCCCACACAUCUUUUUUCUUAAACUCUGCUGCAUUUCAGAGCUCAGAGUGCUACCCCUGGUUUCUGGGAAGUUGGGCCAAGUCUGGAUGCAUACCCCUCCCCCUUACGUGGCCCGGCCUUUUCUAGGAGAGAGCCCCUCACAUUGCCUGGGCUCCUGGCCAAGCAGACUUGGGCCAAUGAAGUCAGUGGUGUGCGGGUUAGGGUGAGCUCACUCAGGGCCCUGCCCCCACCCGGCAGAAGCCCAGGCCUAUUCCUGGCAGUUGUGGCUGCAGCUGUGCUGCUACUCCCUUCUGGAAUGUGUGACAACCCCAAAUGUUCCAGGGUGGUGUCCCAGGCAAGGGGCUUAGAAAUGCUAAUGUGGUUCUAUGUUUUGCCUCAAACUAGACAAAGUUCCCUGGAAUCAUAGUUUUACAAGGUCCAUAUGAGAUGGACCAACCCAGAUGACCAGCUGAGAGUCCUUGAAACAUGGCUUCUCCCUCUGUCAAGGUAGCAGGGGUCCAGGAAGGGGAUUGCUGGCCAGUCUUUGAAACAGCUUUCUGAAGGUCUGCAUUGCACUGUGAACAUGUCUCAUGCUGUGCCCUCAUUUCAUCCAGGGAUAUUGACUAA